Vitrella brassicaformis is the source of this 1808-nucleotide messenger RNA. NCBI's taxonomy places the organism in Eukaryota, Vitrellaceae. The record is from the annotation of a GenBank genome assembly.
GGAACCAAACACCGACCGACGAUGUUUGGGUGGUGUGACGCCACUGUGCACGGUAGCACUGAUCGUGCGACCAAGCAGCUGGCCAGCGGCCUUGCCGAGGGAGAUGGCCUCCCCUCUAACGCCGUCACCCGGCUGCUUGAGGCCAAGGCGGAAGUCAAGGCGGAGGUCGAGUACAUGGGCCGUGCCGAGACGUUGCUGGAGGCCGCUGCACGAACGUGCGAAGGCGACGAUGGUACGCACGACUUUUGCAGUCUGAGAAAGAAUGCAUGGAUCACUUCAUUCAGGCGCGUUGGUGCUCAAGGCGCUGAUCGAGGCUGGCGCGGAUGUCAACGCCGAGGCAACUCGUGCUAAGGCGCUGCUGUUCAACUCCGAGCCUCCGAUCAGCGCACUCGUCAACCGGUUAGCACAUGUAUCACUUAUACACACAAGGGCAUGCAUGCCUCUAUUGAUUGAUUGACCUGUCUGUCUGUUUCCCUUCACAGCCUCUAUAUGGGCGUGUUGGACAAGAUCCACGGGAGUUGUUUCCACUCCGACUAUGCCGCCAACUGUCGCCGCGCCGACUUCCUGCGCACCCUGGAUCAGAUCACGCCCAUGGUGCGCACACUCCUGGCCCACAGAGCCGACCCCAACCGCCCCUCAGGCGUGCUGCACUACUACUUCAAGGCCAUCAAGGACUACUUCACUGCAGACCACCCCCUCGACGCCAAGAAACGCCUGGAGUUUACGUCCAUCCUGCUCGACGGAGGUGUGGUGCGCACUGUGCAAGCCAGAAGGGGGGAGGGGAGGGAGGCCGGUCAGUCAGUCACCAUGUGUUGUGUUGUAUGUGUACGUACGGUUUGUGUAGGCGCACGUGUGGUCCCAUCGGACAAGUGGUGCAGCUUCCAUGUCGCGUGUGAAAUGCACCUGAGCGAUGCGGACGUCCACGUCGACAUAAUGCGCCGACUCAUGACGGCCGGAGGCGCCGAACAGCUCAACACGGCCAAGCAGCUCAGCGGGGAGGAGGAGGAUCAUCCUGAACGGGGCCCCAUGCCGCCGCUGUGGCGUGAAGUGGGGGCCGGCAACACCAAGGUGGCGCAGUACCUCAUCAGCGAGGGAGCGGAGGCCCCGGCGGGCGGCAUCGAGGAGAUCGCGGCGUCCAUCAAGGACAAAGGCGGUGAGAGCCACUGACGAACAAGGGGGAGAGAGGCGGUAGAUACUUAGACGAAACAUGUCUGUCCAGUGUCUAGCGUAUGCCUACAUACCUACACGGAGGGCGGGUGGGUAUGCAUGGGUUGUGUGGGUCGGUGUGGUGUGGUGUGGUGUGGUGUGGUGUGUUGGUGGUCUUCUCGUACGUACGUACGGGUCGAAGCGAUCCAGGGCUUUCAAUCAUUGCAACGCCACGUGAGUAGUGAGUGAGUGAGUGAGUGAGUAGUCUCUAUGCAUCUCCAUAUAUACUUGUUGGAGGUAUGUAUUGUUGGGGGUAUGUGUGCUGAUAUAUGCGCGAUCUGACGGACGAGCCAACCAGGCUGGCAGCCAGCCAGCCAGCCAGCCAGCCAGCCCAGCCCGCCACUCAGUCUGCAUGUACGUGGCGACCGGCCCGAAGUGGGGCAGUCAGACUGAGUCAGGUCAGUUAGUCAGUUGCUUCUGUUCUCUUCUAAGUCUGCGCCGUGGGUGUGGUGUGGUUGCAUGCCAGCGGAGGUUGCGGCGGUCCUUUUGUGGGCACAUCAUAUAUAGACGAUGCGCGAUGCGGUUCGCAUUUCGUGUGUUUGUGUACGUGCGGCGUUACAUGCAGACUUAACUGCAUUUGCAAAUUAACUACAAGUAAGGCG